Magallana angulata is the source of this 2497-nucleotide messenger RNA. RefSeq names its product receptor-type tyrosine-protein phosphatase alpha-like. Gene Ontology annotation, biological process: protein dephosphorylation. The transcript has 11 exons. Gene Ontology annotation, molecular function: protein tyrosine phosphatase activity. Lineage: Eukaryota; Metazoa; Mollusca; Bivalvia; Ostreida; Ostreidae. The coding region runs from base 62 to 1276 and encodes 404 amino acids. The record is from RefSeq and is a predicted model, not a curated record.
CGGAAACAAACAUUGCAUAUUUACAUCGUGUGUACAUUGGUAUUAUAUACAGCACAAAAAGAUGUCGAAUUCAUCAUUAUCGACAGCAGUAUCCCCGACUCUUUGUCCAGUAACAACAGGUCCCAAUGACGAUUACCAAAUUCUUCUCGUUUUUCUUAUCAUUGCAUCCAUACUUGUACUCGUGUCUGGAGUGCUUCUUUUGCAAAAGUUAUUAAGUUUACGAUUACAAAGAAAAAGAGAGAUCGAAAUGGUGGUUGCAUUUUCUGCCUCUGAGGGAAAUGUGGAGGACAAUCUUCUUCCCGGCUCGAUGUCGAAUGGAAAUGUUGUUUAUGAAGAAGAGUUAGGGGAUGAUGAGGAGGAAGAAGAAGAAAACGUCACAGUAGAGUAUUCCAAUUUGCAGUCCAUGAGGAUUUCCGUAGAUGAAUUCCUCAGAAGCUUCCCAGACAGGAAGGCGAACAACGUCUUGGAAGAAGAAUUUAAACAUUUACCAGAAGGUCUUCUUGAAUCUUAUUCUGCAGCCCUGCUUCCUGACAACAAAAAGAAAAACAGAUACAAGGCAAUAUACCCAUAUGACCACAACAGAGUGGUCCUUGAUAGGACAGAAGAACCCGAGAAACCCGAUUAUAUAAAUGCAUCGUACAUAGACGGAUACAAUAAAGAAAAGGCUUACAUUGCUGCACAAGGUCCUUUUACCUCAGACACCAUUGAAGACUUUUGGACCCUAAUAUGGCAAACUGACUGUACCAGAAUUGUCAUGUUAACCAAUCUCUAUGAAGGAGAAAAGAUGAAGUGCUUGAGAUACUGGACGGAUGAUAGAGAAACAGGAAUCGAUAUUGGACCCUACCACAUCCAACUUGAUGCCAUCGAUGAAUAUGAUCAUUAUACAAUACGCUACUUAAUUGUAUCAAAAGAAGAUGAUGAAAUAAAACGCGUUACCCAUUUUCAUUUCACGACAUGGCUGGACAACUCCGUCCCCAAUGACUUGUCCGCCCUGAUUUGCUACCGGAAUUUAGUUCGGAAUGGUUUGACGUCCUCAGACGGACCAAUCGUCGUCCACUGCAGCGCUGGGAUCGGACGCACUGGAACGUUUAUCGCCCUAGAUUACAUGCUAGAUGAGGGUGGUACAGAAAACUAUGUUGACGUUAAAUCUUACGUCACUUCUCUCAGACAGCAAAGAGGGAAAAGCAUUCAGACUUAUGAACAGUACGUAUUUCUUCAUGAAGCAUUGAUUGAAGGUUUCCAAAUGUUACGACAGCGCUGCUUAUCAAUAUUGUGAGACAGUCUACUAUAUUUAGACAUUGUCUGUAAUGUAAAUGUGUUUAUCAUAUUUCACUUCAUAUAUUGCAAUACAAAAUGUUGAUAAGUUUCUAUUUUUACAUUGCUUUAUUUAUAGAUUGAUUUGUAUAUGUCUUAGUAAGUAAGGAAAAUACACAUUUUAUCUAUUCAUGACAAAUUAUUACAGCAGGUUUUAAGCAGUGCAUGUACACAAUUCAUAAAAAUCACAUCGUACUCUUCAUUCAUAACGCUCUAUCUUUGCGCUGGUAAAAUUUUGUUUGAUUUCAGGAAGGAAAUAAUAGCGUUCAGUAAGUGUUAUCAUAUUUGUAAGGGUAAUAACAAGAUGAAAAUGAUAAGUAUGGAUAACCAAACACGUCGCUAUGUUUUCAUAAAAACACAAUUAUCUACAUACAAUGUGAAUGUUUCGACUUAAUUUAAAAAGCAUAUUGCACGCACGCUUUUGUACAAAACAUGUUGAUAACAUCAUAUAUUUAAAAAAAAUGUUAAUCGAAAAUUAUAAUUAUCUUGCAUUUUGGCCUACUUUCCUUGUAUGUUGAAAAAGUUUGCCUUGCAGGCAGGGGGCAGAAAUAUUCCGCCACAUAAACACAAGAACUUCUUUCUCAUAUCAACAUGUAUAUAUCUUUCAUAUGUAUUUAUUGUACAUUAUGUACACAUGUAAUCAUAUAUCAAAUGUGUGAUGGGUGUUGUGUUUGUUGUUAAAACUUAUAAUGUACCGUUUAAAACUGUAACCACAGUUAUGGUAAUGUUUUAUCAAUAUCAUUAUCAAAAAUGAUAUUUAUAUGAACGGUUAUAAAACUGAUAUGGUAUUGAAAUGUUUAAUUAUCGAAAAAGUUAGACUGGUGUUGAGUGAAUGUCUUCAACAUUUGUAUCAAUUGAACAUAUCAUUAUGUUUUUAAAAUAUGUUUUUCAUUCUUAAAAAAUAUAAUAUAUUGUCGAAGUAAAGUAAAAAGCUAUUUUCAAGCCUUUAUGAUAUUUUGAAGCAGGACUAAUGCAAGCGUAUGUUUUAACAAUGACAAUGGAACACUGUACAUGAGCACCUUUAUCUCUACGUAUCAUAAUUUGCUAUCUGCGAUGUUUUUCUAUGUUGUUUGAAAAUAUUUGAUUGUAUUUAUUAUAUAGUGAGUUUGAACACACAUUCUAACAAUCAAUUUUCUAGUUUCUCACUUAAAACAUGUAAGACCCUUGUUUUUUAUAUCUCUUU